Messenger RNA from Pangasianodon hypophthalmus (striped catfish), 3569 nucleotides. RefSeq names its product sine oculis binding protein homolog (Drosophila) a (gene sobpa). The record is from RefSeq and is a predicted model, not a curated record. Gene Ontology annotation, cellular component: nucleus. NCBI's taxonomy places the organism in Eukaryota, Metazoa, Chordata, Actinopteri, Siluriformes, Pangasiidae. The transcript has 10 exons. Gene Ontology annotation, biological process: animal organ development. The coding region runs from base 564 to 3515 and encodes 983 amino acids.
UAGGUUGUAACACACACACACACACACACACUCACACACACGUUAUUUUGUGCGCGCGUUCGUCUCCUGCAGCAACAAUGUGUAACUCCAUCCGCUCGCGCUGCGCGGUAACCCGAGCCGUGGAAAAAAAAACGGGGAGGAAACAGGCUCGCGCCGCGUACGGUUACCGAAUAACAGGCCCCUCCUCCUUUCCUUUCCCACUCCGUCUCUCUCUCUCUCUCUCUCUCUCUCUCUAUCCCUCUCUCAGAGCUCGGAGACGCGGCACGCAGCAGCAGAAGAUGGCUGAGCGCACCGGGCAGCGCGAGCCCCGCACGGCGGCAGCGUCGUUAUCCCCGUCGCUCUCCCUGGGGCGAACCUGAAACCCCCUCCUCCUGUUUCUCCUCCUCCUCCAAACACAAACCCAAACGUUCCCGGUGUCUACACCGUCGCUCCGUGCGUCCGCGAGCCCACCUUGUUUCUCCUGACACACACACACACACACACACACACACACACACGCACACACACGCGCGCGCGCACACGGAGGAAUUUUUUUUUCUGGUUUUGUUUUCUUUAAUCGCAGCAUGGCGGAAACGGAGAAGGAGGGCAGCAGAGCUCCGGAGAGCAAGAGGAGCCGGAAACCCGCUCACCCCGUCAAGCGCGAGAUCAACGCAGACAUGAAGAGUUUUGCGGAGAACACGAUGAACGAGCUGCUCGGUUGGUACGGGUACGACAAGGUGGAGCUGCGAGACUCGGACGACAUCGAGAUCCGCAACUAUCCGGACGGGGAAAUCCGCCAGCACAUCUCCGUCCUGAAAGAAAACUCUUUGCCAAAAGCGGUGAUGCCCGAGGGGAGCUCGUCUCCUCCUCAUGCCAACAGCUCCUCUUCAACUCCUACAUCACGCAAUGGCGUCGCCACGGAGACGCCUGCUAACCCUGCCUCCUCCUCCUGUUCCUCGACAACAGUUGCCAAGGAGCAAGGGGGCAUGCCAAUCAUAGUUCCCCUGAUUCCACCCCCACUCAUCAAACCACCAGCAGAGGAGGACAUGUGUAACGUUCAGAUCGUGUGUGCGUGGUGUCAGAAGGUCGGUUUGAAGCGUUACUCCCUCAGCAUGGGCUCUGAACUCAAGAGCUUCUGCAGUGAGAAGUGUUUCGCCGCCUGCCGACGAGCCUACUUCAAACGCAACAAGCUGGGAUAUGUGAGGACUUUACCUGCCAGAGAGGAGGAGGCCUCCACGCAGCACAGCAAAGACACGCCCAGACUUGUCCUCAAGACACACAGCGAUGCGCUUGGAAACGAUGCCAAAUUCUUGUCCAUGUCAGGGGUCAGAGGUGAAGGAGACGCAGGAGACGAGUUGAGAUGUAAACCAGAAGCGCUAAUGUCCGAGGUGUGUGACUGGUGCAAGCACAUCCGCCACACUAAAGAGUAUCUGGAUUUUGGUUCGGGUGAGAGGCGACUCCAGUUUUGCAGCGCUAAGUGUCUCAACCAGUACAAGAUGGACAUCUUUUAUAAAGAAACCCAGGCGGCUCUGCCUGGUGGACUGUGUAACCCUGUUUAUCCGGCCGGAGACGGAAAAACAGAAACAAACGCCGGGGUCCAACUUCUGACCCCUGAAUCUUGGAACGCACCUUUGAGCGAACUAAGGCCCCGCAAGGCACCAUCGCCAGGGCCAACAACAUCCGGGGCUGGACACUCGGGAUCAGCAUCUGCAUCACCCUCUGAUACCAGCGCCUCAGGUUCAGCAUCUUUGUCAUCCUCUUCUUCAGUGAAAAUCCCCACGCCAAGGCCACACGAGAGUCCAACGUUACCCCCACCACCACCACCCCUGCCACCACCCCCUGCCCCUGGAAUUCACCCUCCAAUGGGUCUGGUGCCCAAUGGAAGUCCUCCAAUGGUGAUGACGCCCCGUGGCCCGAUGCCUCUGCCCCUCUUUAUGGAGCACCAGAUGAUGCAACAAAUCCGCCCUCCCUUCCUCCGCCCUCCUGGCCCCAACAGCCCCCUUCCUAAUCCCAUGAUACCUGGAAUUGGGCCACCUCCUCCUCCUCGAACUUUGGGUCCUCCAUCUAGUCCCAUGCACCGACUCCUACUUUCACCCCAUGUUCACCCCUCUUCCACCCCCACCUUGCCGGGUAACCCUCCCGGAAUAAUGCCCCCUCAUCCAGGGACCCACAUUCCUGGACUUCCUUUCCCUCCGGUUAACAUCAUGCCACCUGGGCCCAUACCAGUGCCACCUAUGAUGAACUUUGGCAUGCCAUCACUGGCGCCGUUAGUACCACCUCCAAUGCUCUUAGUGCCGUAUCCCGUAAUUGUGCCAUUACCAGUACCAAUUCCCAUCCCUGUUCCUAUCCCAAUCAGUCCAAAGGCAUCAGGUGAUCGCCCUGGGAAUGAUGGGAUGCUUCCGGAAGUUUCUGGUGAGCACAGUGACUCGCAGGACUCGUCCUUCUCUCCCAGUUCAUCCAGAGGAGAAGGUGGAGCUCAUAAGCAAAAUUCCUCCAGCUCAGAUGUGCUUUCUCCAGGCAUUUCCAGCCAGAUGGAACGGCACAGUAUGAGCUUGAUUAAAACAGAAAGUGCUGGAAGUUCCAGUUUAUCACAUCCAGGAUCUCCUACAGAAGCACCAGCAAAUGGAAUAAUUGAUUUGACGACAAACCGGCGCUCACGGCAGCAGCUAGUGAUCCAGAGAGCCGCGCCAUGCGUGCAGGUGAAGCCCGAGCCCGAAUCGACCACACCCACUGGGCUUAGCGUGUCAAGAGUGGGUGAAUGUGAAAUGAAUGAGAGAGAUUCCUGCAGCACAGGACCAUUAGAGGACACACAAAAUGACCGAGACACAGAGGCUAAAAGCCCACUAAACAACAUCACUCUGCCUUGUGCUGACCCUUCAUUCUGCAGUACUACGCCUUUACUAUCUCAACCAAUCUCAUGCAGCCUUUCCACCCCCCUGGCCAGCAUUGCCGUGACAAAAACAGAGCCAGGUACUGCUACGCCUUGUAACGUGAUUGUCAAUGGCAGCUGCAACAUGCAGCCACUAGAACCCACAGUCCGGACACCCCCUCCAGAACAGCGGCCUGCUGUGGAAAUGAACCGAAGGACAGCCACAAUCUGUGAUGAGCCAGCUGAGGGAGAGGACCUGAAGGAAAACAGCUGCUCAGCCAUUGAGAGAACCUUAUCCGAGCAGGCUGUAGCACCUGGGCGUGCCGGAGAGGAAAAGUCCCAAGAGGCAGAGGACGCUGCAUCUGGAGCAGAUCAUGCAUACGCCUUGCCCCUCAUGCCUAAACCGGGCUGUGUCAUUCAGCCUGUGCCAAAACCAGCAGAUAAGACGGCAGCCAUAUUGCCAUGCGGCUUGGAAGCUCCGUUAUCGGUGGCGGGAGCAGCAGACAUGGAGCCGCCGUUGAAAAGGAGACACUUACAUCUCACCAAAGGGACAAGAGCGCAGCACUGCAGCAGAUCCCAUCAGUCCACCAAUCAACAUGUCAACACCUGUCUCUACUCCUCCAUAACCUUCUCUACAAGCUCAAUCAUGUCUCGGUUAGAUAAAUAAUUGCACUUCCCACCAAUAUUAUCUCAGAGCAGACUGAUCCCAAGGAUUUCUUUG